AUCAGAGACACUCUUGUACCCAGGUCCCUGUGCCUCCAUGUGUGUAGCGCCUGCCUGCUAGCCAGCGUUGACCUGAAGAACAAUCAUGCUUCGUCGGGAGGUGAGACUGAGACGAGAGUACCUGUACAGGAAGGCACAAGAGGACAGGCUCCGGACCAUUGAGGAGAAGAAACAGAAGCUGAAGGGCGCACUUGAUGAAAAUCGUCUUCUACCAACCGAGGUACGCAAAGACGCUCUGCAGCUCCAGUCCCUGCUGGAGUAUGACGACGAAGGGGCAGAAGGGGUCAGCUCACACAUGGACGAUGAGUACAAGUGGGCUGGAGUUGAAGACCCUAAAGUCAUGGUCACCACGUCCAGGGACCCGAGCUCCAGACUCAAAAUGUUUGCCAAGGAGGUGAAGCUGAUGUUCCCUGGAGCUCAGCGUAUGAACAGAGGAAACCACGAGAUCGCUGCUCUUGUGGGAGCCUGCAAAGCCAACAACGUCACAGACCUCGUCAUCGUUCAUGAAACAAGAGGACAGCCAGAUGGCCUUGUGGUGUGCCACCUGCCAUUUGGACCCACAGCUUAUUUCACACUCUACAACGUGGUGAUGAGGCACGAUGUUCCAGACAUAGGCACGAUGUCGGAGGCCUACCCUCAUCUAAUUUUUCACAACUUCACCUCACGACUCGGCAAGAGGGUAUCGAAUAUCCUCAAGUAUCUCUUUCCAGUGCCGAAGGAGGACAGCCGGCGUGUAAUCACAUUCGCCAACCAAGAAGACUUCAUCACUUUCAGGCAUCAUACCUACAAAAAAACAGACCACAAGAACGUUGAGCUGACAGAAGUAGGACCCAGGUUUGAGAUGAAAUUGUAUAUGAUCAAACUCGGCACCCUGGAGAACGAGAGCACCGCAGAUGUCGAGUGGCGUCACCAUGCAUAUACACACACGGCGAAGAAAAGGAGGUUCCUCAGCGUGCAAUAGGGAACUAAUAAGGCAAAAGAAAACUGUUUACCCCUACUCUAAAACUACGCUAAUGUUUUACAGAAGUAUUUUGAUAAAGUGUCUUCUAAAAGGACUGUGGUGUUUUGGUGGGAUAGCUAUUUUAUAAACAAAACAGGCAAUUUUUUUUUUUUUUUUUUAUUGUUUUGAGUCCCAUUUACAGAAAACUGUAUUUUGAGACUUGUUUUGACAAACCCAUUCAUUCAAAACAUGUUCUAUUACAGUGAUUGUGUUAUUUUGUAAUAAAUUGUGUUUCCAAUCA
Labrus bergylta (ballan wrasse) is the source of this 1241-nucleotide messenger RNA. It is a transcript of the gene imp4, whose product is annotated as IMP U3 small nucleolar ribonucleoprotein 4. Gene Ontology annotation, molecular function: rRNA primary transcript binding; snoRNA binding. Gene Ontology annotation, cellular component: nucleolus; Mpp10 complex; small-subunit processome. Lineage: Eukaryota; Metazoa; Chordata; Actinopteri; Labriformes; Labridae. Gene Ontology annotation, biological process: rRNA processing. The record is from RefSeq and is a predicted model, not a curated record.